UACCGCAGUUCAGCGGCGCUGAGGCAGCUGUCCCGAGGCAGGUGGAGGGUUACCGCGGGUAAAAUGGUGCACCGAGACGAGAUCCUGAAGCCAGUAUGGCACGCGUUUGCUGCCCUGGACGUAGACCGAACUGGCAAAGUCUCCAAAUCCCAGCUUAAGGUUCUGUCUCAGAACCUGUGCACGGUGCUGAAGAUCCCUCAUAAGACCUCCGAUCUGGAGGAGCACUUUAAGGAUGAUGACGAGGGUCCAGUGUCCACUCAAGGCUACAUGCCCUAUCUCAACCGCUUCAUCCUGGACAAGGUCCAGGGCAACUUUGAUUUUAUGGAGCUGAACAGAAUGUGCUGGACGUUGUGUUCUCGUAAGAAAGCCAACUUUAGCAUGCUCAUCUCAGACAAUGAUGCCUUCAAAGUCUGGUGUAUUUUCAACUUCUUGUCUGAAGAACAUUAUCCCCUAGUUAUAGUCAUAGAAGAGAUUGAGUAUUUCCUGCGGAAGCUGAUAGAAGCCAUAGGUAGUGACUGGAAUGAGGGUAGAUUUGUGGACUACAAGGUUCAACUAAGCGCAAAGAAGAAUUGUUUACGUGUCUGGGAGCUUAUUGAGCUGGUGGGCAUGAGCUACUUUACCAAGGGCAUGGAGCGCCAGACGAUCUCUAUGGGCAUCAAUGAAGUCUUUCAGGAGCUCAUUCUCAAUAUUCUGAAACAGGGCUAUAUGACCAAAAAAGGCCACAAAAGAAAAAACUGGACCGAGCGCUGGUUCGAGCUGCGUCCCGAUUCACUCUCGUACUAUGAAAGUGAGGAUCUUCUUGAGCAGAAAGGCUAUAUUUUGCUUGAUCGUCACUGUUCUGUAGAGUCUUUACCAGAAAAAGAUGGGAAGAAAAACCUCUUCAUCAUCAAAUCCGCAGAAAAAAGUUUGGAGAUCAGUGCUCCUGACAAAAAGAAACGGCAAGAGUGGAUUCAAGCUGUGCAGGAUUGCAUUAACCGGCUGAGACACGGUCUGUCUGCCCCGCACCGCGAGGCUCGGCAGCGGCGCAAGGAGCUCCGCAGUCGGUUGCAGGCAGAGCAGGACCAGAUGGAGGGCAGGAUGAAGGAGCUGCAGCUGGCCAACGAAAGGAAGCAAAGCCAACUGGAGACCAUGAGGAAGAACCUGGAGGAGGCAGCUGCAAGGGCUGCUAUGGAGGAGCAAAGGAGAAUUCGGACCCAGGCAGAUCUGCAAAACCGGUACAGGAUGGACUUGGAAAGAGAAAAAAUGGUGCGGAUGCAGAUGGAGGAGCAGAUGGUUCAGAAGUCCAGUGAAAUGGAGCAGUAUCUGCAGCGUAUGCAGGAGCUGGAGGACAUGUACCGUCGUCUGGAGGAGGCACUAGAGGAGGAGAGACAGUCUAGACAGGAUGAAGAGGUCCUUCGCAAACUGCAGGCGAGGCUGCUGGAAGAGGAGGUCAGUAAGCGGGCUGAGCUAGAGCAGAGCCACCUGCAGCAACAGCUUGCCAUGUCCCAGACCCAGAUGGAGAAAGAGCAGUUGGAGAGUCAGAGGCUGGAACAGGAGCGCACCCUGCAGGCUGCCAUGAUGCAGCUUGAGAGUCUUGAACGACAGAGACAGGGAGCGCUGGAGCAGUAUGAGGAGGUUACAAAGAAACUGGAGCAGGCCACUAACAAGACAAGGAGCUGGAAGGAUAAAGUCGCCCAACAUGAGGGGCUUAUUCGACUCAUUCAACCAGGGAACAAGUGUCCCCAGAAGAUGACCAACUGGGGCGCCGCAGCGUUCACCGAGACUGAGCUGAAGGUGAGGGAGAGGUCUUGGCAGGAGAACAAGAACAAGCCAGGCAACGCACUGUAAAAAUGAUCUGUGUUUACAUGUUGACACGUGUAACAUAAUACAAAUUUCUGAACCCUG
This is a messenger RNA of Pygocentrus nattereri (red-bellied piranha), 1884 nucleotides long. RefSeq names its product switching B cell complex subunit SWAP70a (gene swap70a). The record is from RefSeq and is a predicted model, not a curated record. Lineage: Eukaryota; Metazoa; Chordata; Actinopteri; Characiformes; Serrasalmidae. The transcript has 12 exons. Bases 64 to 1827 code for a protein of 587 amino acids. Gene Ontology annotation, cellular component: cytoplasm; nucleus.